CUACGAAUGAAGCUCCCGAGCACACUUGGGACCCCCAGACUGUGACGAUGCAACAACCACUUUCUCCGGCUCCUCCCCAAGCUCUCGAUGCUAAUAUGCCGGCGACGACGCAUGAAGCAACAGAACUUAACUUACGUGGCGGUGGUGAAGCCGGGAAUGUCUGCUGUGGCGUAUGCUGUGGCCUGCUUUGCUUUGAGUGCUGCUGUGGCGGUGAUGAAUAGAGAGGCUCUGGACCAAUCUCUUGAUUCUCCUCUCGGUCGUCAAAGUGUUGAUUGACCGAAAAGAGCGUCAAAAGCUCUAAACUUGAGGAUGUUACACCGGCAUCAUCUCGAUUCGUUCUUAGUAAACCUUUGUCACAUUGAUACCAAUGUUUAAC
Messenger RNA from Aspergillus aculeatinus CBS 121060, 376 nucleotides. RefSeq lists its product as uncharacterized. Lineage: Eukaryota; Fungi; Ascomycota; Eurotiomycetes; Eurotiales; Aspergillaceae. The record is from RefSeq and is a predicted model, not a curated record. The transcript is spliced from 3 exons. Bases 88 to 276 code for a protein of 62 amino acids.